This is a messenger RNA of Iphiclides podalirius (scarce swallowtail), 1368 nucleotides long. The record is from the annotation of a GenBank genome assembly. Lineage: Eukaryota; Metazoa; Arthropoda; Insecta; Lepidoptera; Papilionidae.
AUGCCAAGUGAAAUGAUAACAUUACAACUAGGACAAUGCGGGAAUCAAAUUGGUUUCGAGUUUUGGAAACAACUUUGCAUUGAACAUGGCAUUUCUCCGGAGGGUAUUUUGGAGGAGUUUGCAUCGGCAGGUUCUGACCGCAAAGACGUAUUCUUUUAUCAAGCAGACGAUGAUCACUAUAUACCUCGCGCUGUAUUGCUGGACUUGGAACCUCGAGUUAUACACACAAUCAUGAAUUCACCAUAUGCAAAGCUGUACAAUCCUGAAAAUGUCUAUUUAUCUAAACAUGGAGGAGGUGCUGGAAACAAUUGGGCAUCUGGGUAUGCUCAAGGAGAAAAACUUAAUGAAGAAGUAUUUGACAUCAUUAACAGAGAAGCUGAUGGUAGUGAUAAUUUAGAAGGUUUUGUUCUCUGUCAUUCCAUUGCUGGGGGUACUGGUUCAGGAAUGGGGUCUUACAUCUUGGAACAUUUGUCUGAUAGGUUUCCUAAGAAGUUGGUACAGACAUACAGUGUUUUUCCUAAUCUCGAUGAAAUAAGUGAUGUAGUUGUCCAGCCAUAUAAUUCUCUGCUGACCUUGAAACGUCUGACCGAGAGUGCAGACUGUGUGAUGGUGUUAGACAACACUGCCCUAAACAGAAUUGCAAGUGAUCGCCUUCACAUUCAGAAUCCUUCAUUUGCACAGAUCAACACACUUGUCUCCACAAUCAUGAGUGCCAGUACAGCAACACUUAGGUAUCCCUCUUACAUGAACAAUGAUCUUAUUAGUUUAGUGGCACCAUUGAUCCCUACACCACGUCUACAUUUUCUCAUGACUGGAUACACACCUUUAACAGCAGACCAUGAACUAAACACUGCACCGAAGAUCAGGAAAACAACAGUAUUAGAUGUCAUGCAAAGAUUGCUACAACCAAAGAACAUGAUGGUUUCACUCAGUCCUGACCGGACAAAUCAGCAUUGCUAUAUAUCUAUACUCAAUAUUAUACAGGGCGAGGUGGAUCCUUCUCAAGUGCAUAAGUCCCUACAGCGGAUCAGAGAGCGUAAACUGGCCUCGUUCAUCCCUUGGGGUCCCGCGUCCAUCCAGGUGGCUCUCUCGCGACGCUCUCCCUACGUGCACGCCUCGCAUAAGGUCUCCGGGCUGCUGCUCGCUAACCACACAAACAUUUCGUCGCUGUUUGACCGCUGUCUGCAACAAUUUGAUAAGCUGCGCAAACGGGAGGCGUUUUUGGAAGUGUUCCGUAAGGAGCCAAUGUUUAAAGAGUCCUUAGAGGAGUUUGACGAGUCACGCGGCGUCGUUGAUGACCUUGUCCAGGAGUACCAAGCCGCCGCCACACCAGACUAUGUGCAUUGGAACCCUGAGAGCAGUCAAAUA